CUUGUUGCUACCAGUGUUGUGCCUGCAAAAUCAUAGCACAAGAAGGAAAUAAUAAUACUACCCCCUGAACCACAACUACCAUGCUCUCAGCCAAGCUUAUCCUCAUUAUUUACACAUGUAGUACUGUCCUCUGUGCUUUCAGGUCACCUUCGACAAGUUCUCAUAACUCUCGCAUGUGUCCCGGUAAUAGCUAUCUUCCUCAUUAUCAUUUGACGUGUUCCUCCAGCUACGUAGCUCCAACAGAAAUCAUUUGUUGCCAUGGGGAGUGUCCUCUAUCAUGUAGCAAAUUUGUACCACAUCUCAAGAGACUGCUCAGUGACUCGCCGGAAGUUAGACAACUGCUAGUACUAAACCGGGCUCACCUACAUAUGAAUUUGAAACGAACAGUUGCAGAUAAGUGUACAGAGCAAUACAAUUCGUUCAUUCGCCGAGUCCCAACUGAUGGUACAAUUCAAAUAAACAACGACUUCACAGCUGCUGCUCUUCGCCCUCCCUUCCGCCGCGCAUCCCAACAGAAGGGGAGUUUUUUUUAGAAAAAGAACGAACAGUGAGGAACUAAUCUCCACCCAUGUCGAUUUUCCCAAGAGACAGCAAGAGAGCAUGCGUGCAUGCCUUCCGGUGAUCGCACCUAACUCAUCCUCGAAAAGUGUAGUUGGCGCUCGAGUACGGUUAGACACCGCGAUCAGCUGCACAAGCUCAACUGUGGGUCGUCGUUUACUUGGAACGAGCUCUCAUCUUUCUGCGCUUACGUCUGAGCCUCCGGGAGCGCUUUUUCUUCCACUUCUCUCUCAUUUCUGGCUAGUGGAGUGAAGCAACGGUGAAGAAGUGGAG
This is a messenger RNA of Pisolithus orientalis, 831 nucleotides long. RefSeq lists its product as uncharacterized. The transcript is spliced from 3 exons. Bases 81 to 533 code for a protein of 150 amino acids. NCBI's taxonomy places the organism in Eukaryota, Fungi, Basidiomycota, Agaricomycetes, Boletales, Pisolithaceae. The record is from RefSeq and is a predicted model, not a curated record.